Molecule: messenger RNA, 1090 nt
Organism: Thermothielavioides terrestris NRRL 8126
Lineage: Eukaryota; Fungi; Ascomycota; Sordariomycetes; Sordariales; Chaetomiaceae
Product: 60S ribosomal protein L13
Exons: 6
Coding region: 77-718 (213 amino acids)
Biological process (GO): translation
Cellular component (GO): ribosome; cytosolic large ribosomal subunit
Molecular function (GO): RNA binding; structural constituent of ribosome
Source: RefSeq, a predicted model, not a curated record
CCAAUCUGCAUCCGCUUCACGACGGUGAUUUCUUCGACAACCAGAGGGACCGAGGGCUUGAUCCACAACCGGCACAAUGGCGAUCAAGCACAACCAGCAGAUUCCCAACAACCACUUCCGCAAGCACUGGCAGCGGCGUGUGCGGUGCCACUUCGACCAGCCCGGCAAGAAGGUCACCCGCCGUCUGGCCCGCCGUGCGAAGGCUGCUGCCGUUGCGCCCCGCCCGGUCGACAAGCUCCGCCCGAUUGUCCGAUGCCCCACCAUCAAGUACAACCGCCGGACACGCCUCGGCCGCGGCUUCACGCUGGCUGAGCUGAAGGCUGCCGGAAUCCCUAAGCUCUAUGCCCCUACCAUCGGUAUCGCGGUCGACUACCGCCGCCAGAACCUCUCCGAGGAGUCCCUUGCGGCCAACGUCCAGCGCCUGAAGGAGUACAAGGCCCGCCUCAUUGUCUUCCCCCGCAAGUCCAACAAGCCCAAGAAGGCCGAUACCCCGAAGGACCAGCAGACUGCCGAGACGACGCAGAGCAUCCGCGCCUCGUUCGGCGUCGAGCAGCCCGUUGCCCCUGCCUUCACCGAGAUCCCGAAGAGCGACCUCCCCAAGGGCGUCGAGGGCGGUGCGUACAAGGCGCUCCGGAAGGCGAGGUCGGACGCCCGCCUGGUGGGUGUCCGGGAGAAGCGGGCGCGGGAGAAGGCCGAGGCCGAGAGCGCCAAGAAAUAGAGGGCGUCUGGUCGGGCUGGUGGUGGCGACGGAUAGGAAGGGUCCCGGUGUUCGUUUGGCUGGUCUGGUCUGGGCUCGCUUUCUGCUUUUCCUGAUGAUCCGGGCGAGGAACAUGGUAUCCCUCCCCUAUGGCCGUGUAUUUUCGGGGGCUUGCUUCAGGAACGGGUUCAGAAAGUACGCACGCAUCAUAGGGAUUUGCUAGCGCAUCGCACAUGAAUGGACAGGAACAAGCAUGACCGACGGCCCAGCCAAGUGUGGGAGCUGAUAGGUGAUCUCGACGGGAUAUUAGCUGAUGCCCCGGCGGUGCUCGAUGACGGUCGGCCGGCUUUUGCCUGUCUCUAAUAACCAACAUAGGAAACCGGCAUCCAGCUC